GGCAGAUUUAGCCAAGGUGGCCCGCUUAUAAAGAACUCGCCAACAUGGGCUUCCCAACGGUUCCGAUAUGGUGCCCGCGCAAGGUAACGAAGGCCGCAAUGUCGUAGAUGUUGACCUAGUCGCCCUACCGUGACUUACAUCGAGACACUUAUUGUCGUCGAAUCCUCGAUGGAACCGAGCGGAAUUUGAGAAAGUGCACGUGGGUCAUUGGAAAAAAAACUAACCGAAAGUCGCACUAGGCCGAACUGAGGUCCUACAUGAAUUGAGUCUCAUAGCAGAGCUCAAAGGCCAGCAUCAUCUUCCUUUUUUCGUCUUCGUCUUCAUUGUCAUCGUCCUUCUCUCCCUCGUGCUUGCCGCUUUGUCUGCCUCUAACUUUGUAGUCUCAUCUGGAUUCGUAUCUCACAUCUUGAGUGUCGUGAAAAGCGCACAUGCCUUGAUUCAAGAUUCUCACGCCCCUCUUACAUUUUGCCGCUUUUGACUAUCUCUAUGAACGUCGCACAUUUCCCGUCUCAUCUUAUGUUGAACCGUAGCUUAUGACCAGGAAAGAUACGACCAAGUCUCCCGAAUGCCGCUAUCCCGAGAAGAUGAAUGGGCACAAACACCGGAUAGACGAUCUUCGGCCGCUCAUAUCCUGACUGCCUUCCGUAACCUGACCUCAACUGGCCGUCUAAAGCCAUCCUCCCAGACCUCCAUUUUGCAACCGACCAUUGCUCCAAGCUCGAACAGCAAUUUCGCAGAGCAAGGGAAUGCCACAAUAAAUCAGGAAACACAGUCUGGAAACGAGCCUUUUCCUACAACCAGCUCUCCGGAGAGCAAUGACGCAGCUUUGGCUGCCAUUCCAUCUAAUGUGGUUGGUCCGCCUUCAGAGCUCACAAAACUUCUGCGGCAGUUGUCACGUAGUCGACCCCAGCCGGAAAGGAUUAACGCAGCUCUCCAGCUCAGGUUAGCACUCCAUCACAACAACGUCGGAAGUCCGCUUGCAAUAUGGACACUUGGGCAAGAUUUAUUAUUACACACCUCGGAUGAGGCUUUAAUGGCCGGCAUGACCUUACUCCUUGGUUGUGCAAGCUCUCGUAAAUUGACCUCGAAUGAGAGACAUAUUUUCUUUGACUCACUUCGCGAGCUAUCUGUCCGGGAUAAUCAUGUGGAUCUACACGUGCAGAUUCUCAAAGCCUUGACUUGCGGCGGCAGAAACAUUGAUUCAGUUGAGCGCGAUGUCUUGUCCGUUGCCGCAAAAACUUUAAAGACGUGCUUUGAUGUCGUUGACGGCGAGCGCCGGGCAAAAAGAACUAAUGGCACAAGCCAAGAAGGCACCUUGAAUGAUAUUUUCCGGCUCAUCAUAUCUGUUAUCAAGUUCAAUGCAAAGAUGCUCUGCGAGGACCAGCUGGAAAUUGUUGUUCGCGCGGUUUAUUCAAUAUGCCAGACAACCACGGCUCCUCGCGAUGUAGACAACUCUAUCGAUGUGGUCGUGGCGUUACUCACCUUCACACAACUUCCUUCCGCAUCCUUUCGAGACUGCCUGGAACUUCUUGCUGAUGUCUACCGUCAAGUCAAACCUCUUCAGAGUCGCUCGUGGGAUGUUGUUGCUGACAUAUUUACUUCGCAUCUUGGGAAUCAAGCGAUCAUCACCUAUCUGGAAAUUGUACAAGAUGGUGGGGUAAACCAUAAGAGAAUGAUCUGUCGAGGGGCGUUUCGCCUUUUAGCUCAUCUUUUGGAAAAAAAUGGUGCGUAUGGAUUGCCGCAGAUUCACAUCGCAACCCUUCUUUCGGCAGCAGAUCAAGGCUUGCAAUAUGAGGACAAAUUCUUGGCCGAGGACAUUUUGAGACACAUUAAGGAGCUUCUAUUUCAAUCUGAUUUGCAAGCUCUACUUCUGGAGGAACCUGAAUGGGAGACGCUUGUUGGUUGCAUUAACAAGUCUGCCGAUAUACUCGCCCUUGACACUUUUCGUGGUCCAUUGCCAUUAACUGACACGCACAAUUUCCGUAGCGAGUCCGCGUCUUGUUGUGAGGGGAUAGGUCAAUCUAGUAACCAGAAUGGGCGGAGGCGCAAAGAAAUUGUAGACGUUGCUGUUGCCUGUCGAAACUUGCAGGACAUCGUCUCAAAGUUGGCAACAAUUUUCAACCGCCUUGACGUUCAGCAGAAGGAUUCGGUCAUUUCUUUGCUUAUACAACUCGGAACACGGCUGAGCAAUACAGCAGCAGAGCUUCUCAUUACCUAUUGUGCGAACGAAGGCCUUAUUCUACCAGUGAGUCCGAGCUGGGAGGAAACAUGUCGGAAACUCGUCGUCAACUUUCUCCACGAUUUCAGUCGGCCUACUUACCUACGCACUUUGGUCAUCGACGUUCUUAAGCAAGCGUGGAGCACCAUUGAGCUGGUGUCGGCUGAUUCUGCAUCCCAACUGGCGAUGGUGAUUCUUCAAAGGAUGGCGAUGGAAAUAGACGGCGUCGUUCUUGAUUCUCUCGCUGACUUUAGUGCUGCGGUCGUAGAACGAGCAGACAUUGAUCUAUUUCUGUCAAUCUUGACAAUAUUUCGUAUCACUGUUUUCCAACGACGAUCAGGACCCCCCAAAGCAGUCAACUUGUUACCCAGCAUUAGCUUUCCUACUGGACUCCCAGCACAGAAUUAUCCCUCAUUAUGCCGAACUGCGGUCAAGCAUGUCAUUCGCAUGUUCAUCCACAAUGUUAACAACUCGGCUCGUAAGACUGAAGCUUUAUUCGCCUUUGUUCUCAAGGUUGCUUCAAGUCAAGAUUGCAGCAUUGAUGCUCGCAUCUGCGCGCUCAAACUUCUGUUUCGGCUACGUGCCUCCAGCAACCAUGCAAUUUAUAUUAAGGCUCUCUCAGAAUCUGAACGAAUAGCUGCAGUCUUGUGCCGUACAGCCGAAAGUGCAACUCCUAUGGAGCACGUGGAUCAAGUAUCAACAAUUGACACACGUGAUGUGGAAGGUGGCUCGGGCAGCAAUGCGUCAAACCAUACGACAAUUAAGCAGAGGAAUGGCGAAGCCAGGAAGCCAGUGCCACCACUGUGGUUUUAUCCUGGCCCAAAAGGGCUUCCUGAAGAACCAACUGGGGAAGCUAGUAUCUUUGUCUAUUCCUACCACGAUUCUACUACGGGAAUGAACCGAGAAGAAACAGUCGUUCUCAAGGUUGCAUACUGGCUGGAAACUGUCAUCAGCUUAUUACAGCAACCCGAUACUGAUUGGGAGAUCUAUUCUUACCUCAUCGUACAUCUUGGAGCACAACUCCUAAAUCGAAGUCUUUUUCGCGAUUGCGUACCGCAGCUUCGGUUGUUAAGGAAUGUCUUGUGCGACCAACUUCGCGCCUCCACUUUCCAUGAACCACCGAAUCAUACGUCUUUGAAGAAGGCAGACGUUGCAGUCUGCCUCUUUCAUAUUUUGACCAUACUCAUCGGGUACCACAAUCACUUCGCACGAAGUGAGGAAGACGAGCUCGUUCGAACCUUUAUACUGGGCAUGGGCUCUUGGGACCGGACCUCCAAAUGGUGCAUCCACGCCCUCUCUGUAUGCUGCCAUGAAUUACCGCUCUCUGUAAGCAAGAUGCUCGACAGUAUUAUACAAAAAAUGUCCCAGAUCAUCACGCAGCAAUAUGUUGCUGUGCACAUCCUUGAGUUCCUGGUCAUGCUUGCACGUCUACCUGAUCUAUACAAAAAUUUUCGCGAGGACGAGUACAAGAUGGUUUUUGGUGUCAGCUUUCGCUACCUACAAUAUGUACGGGAAAAACAAGGGCGGGAUCUCGAAAAGGGAGAUCGUUUAACUUCUGCAAGGCAGAGCAAAAUGCAGAUGCGGCACAGUGAUAGCUUUCGAGAACUCCGUUUACUCGAAGACACCGAUACUAGGUCCAAGGCACGUAGCAACAGCGAGGAUAUCCCUCAGUAUGUCUAUGCAUUGGCCUUUCAUGUCAUCACCUUCUGGUUUAUGAAUUUGCGGCUAGACGACCGACCAAUGUAUAUGCCGUGGAUUGCAAAGAAUUUGACUUACCAGUCAUUAGAUGGAAAAUCUUUCAUCGAAGAUCAAGGCCUUGUGACCAUUGACAUGAUGGAAAAAGUCGCAUACACUGAUCGUGAUGAAACAGCUUAUGAUGAACAUUUUGCUAAGGAAACGGAUGGUGAGGUGACGCAACGCACCUGGAUCGUGGGUUUUAGUCUUUUGACUGUUGCUACCGCUGGCCGUACAGGAGUUUCGCAAAUAACCAGGCGCAGGCCAUCUGGUACCAGAUAUUCUGUGUUCCGACCAUCUCUCACAAGUCCUCCGCGCCACCACGCUCCACUUACUACCGGUCUUGCUGCGGAUGCAUUUUAUUCUUCCUCCUUCACUGGAGUGUUACCGGAGGAUAUCGUGCAGGAAUUCUACUCAUCGUACAGCCUCCUCGAUACCACUUUGCCCAGACCAAUACUCCUCCCUCAGGAUGAUACUGUAACCCGAGCUAUCAGCAACUUUGAUCGCAAUUCUACAGUCGAUGGACAUAAAGUCGGAGUAAUUUACAUCGGCGAAGGACAGAGACUGGAAGCGGCAAUCUUGAGCAACACACACGGUUCUGCUGAUUAUACUGCCUUUAUCAGCAGACUCGGGGUCUUAACACGCCUACGAAACGCCGGGUUCAACACUCAGGGGCUAGACCGUACUGAGGAUUCUGAUGGUCCAUUUACCUAUUGCUGGCGUGAUCGCGCUACAGAGAUUGUGUUUCACAUCACUACAAUGAUGCCGACUAACACCGAUCAUGACCCACAGUGCGUCAAAAAGAAGAGUCACAUUGGCAAUGACUUCGUCAACAUAGUAUGGAACGAGUCAGGGCAGGAUUUUCAGUUUGAUACCUUUCCUUCUGCGUUCAACUAUGUUUAUAUUGUGAUUACACCCGAGUCCCAACCUUCCUUUACGUUUUCAUCAGAUGAAGCACAUCCGCAGGAUCAUUUUUACAAGGUACAAGUCCUAUCUGCGCGUGGUUUUCCGGAGAUAUCACCUGCAGCGGAAUCGAAAUUGCUCAGUGUCAAAGCUUUGCCAGACUUUGUCAGGCUGCUAGCACUCAAUGCAUCAGUGUUCAGCCUUGUCUGGCAAAAUCGUGAAGGUGGAGAACAUUUCUCGCCGUGGCGCAAUCGCCUCAGAGAAAUCAAGCGCUUGAGAGAAAAGUACACGAACUCGGAAGGGCGAUCCUCAUAUACUAAUCCAAGUCCAGCCACAGGCGCAAAAGUCAUUCCACCAUCAACGAUUGAGAAAACGCAUAUUGGGUCACUAAGUGGAGCUGCGCUGAGCUCCCCACUAACAGGUAGAGAGCGCGGAGGAAGCGCCCUCAGCCAUCGAAUUUCGCUAGCUACUUUCUCUGGUAGUGAGGACUUGUGCAGGUCUAGCAUAACCACAAGCUCCACCGACGACCGAGUAGCUCCCGAAUUUGACCAUUGAACAUGUCUCCACUGUGUAGGUUCUCGGUAUCAUGAGUUGAAUGCUUCGGGGCGGCGAUGACGGAGAUUUGGGUUUGUUUUAAAUUUCCGCCCCAACUACGUAGAUACCCCACCCCAUUUUACGAAUGGUAUGGAUGAAAUUGAGAUGAGAUUCUUCCCAAUUGAUUGUGUUGCUGGCAAGGAAUUUACAAAUUCUCAUUUCCCGAACAGUCCUAGUCUACACUAAACAGAAACGUCAUAGUUAUGGGUUCAGUCCCUCAUGUGCAGCCAGCUUGUGAAAAC
Messenger RNA from Verruconis gallopava, 5691 nucleotides. RefSeq lists its product as uncharacterized. Gene Ontology annotation, cellular component: TSC1-TSC2 complex; nucleus; cytoplasm. The transcript has 2 exons. Gene Ontology annotation, molecular function: GTPase activator activity. The coding region runs from base 566 to 5410 and encodes 1614 amino acids. Lineage: Eukaryota; Fungi; Ascomycota; Dothideomycetes; Venturiales; Sympoventuriaceae. Gene Ontology annotation, biological process: positive regulation of GTPase activity; negative regulation of TOR signaling; regulation of small GTPase mediated signal transduction. The record is from RefSeq and is a predicted model, not a curated record.